Messenger RNA from Priapulus caudatus, 649 nucleotides. RefSeq names its product alpha-1A adrenergic receptor-like. NCBI's taxonomy places the organism in Eukaryota, Metazoa, Priapulida, Priapulimorpha, Priapulimorphida, Priapulidae. Gene Ontology annotation, biological process: adenylate cyclase-activating adrenergic receptor signaling pathway. Gene Ontology annotation, cellular component: membrane. Gene Ontology annotation, molecular function: G protein-coupled receptor activity. The record is from RefSeq and is a predicted model, not a curated record. The transcript has a single exon. The annotation marks the transcript as partial.
GAUCAAGUGGAGUCAGCCGUACGUCUGCAUCUGGGAGCCGAGUUACAACCGCGAGUUCGUCGUCUUCGUCGGCGUCGUCGGCCACUACGUACCACUGUGCAUCAUGAUCGUCUGCUACAGCCGCGUCGUCACCGUCGUACUGCGCAGGCGCGCCGUCGGCGCCGUCGCCACGACGAGCCGCGACAAACCGCCGGUGUCGACGACGUUGGCGAUGGUCAGCUGUAGUUCGAACGAGCGGCGCGGCGGUCGCUCGCCGGCUGUCGGGGCCGCGCCGCCCGCCGUGCGGACUCUGCACGUGUUGCCAUCUACCGGCAACGGCGGCGGAUCGACGAGCGACGCCGACGCGCCGAGCGCCGUCGACACGGCGACGGCGGUAAACGCCGCCAGACGGCAGCGCAAGCGCGAUCAUGAGCGUCACGUCGCCGUCACCCUUGGUUACAUCAUCGCGCUGUUUCUCGUCUGCUGGGGUCCGUUCUACAUCGUGUUUGACAUCAGCGCCUGGGCGCCCGACCUCGUCUCUCCGGGGCUCUACACGUUCUGCUUCUGGUCGACGUAUCUCAAUUCGGCGCUCAACCCUUUCGUCUACAACUUCAGCAACCAGGAGUUUCGCGACGCGUUCAAGAAAAUCGUACUGCUGCGCUGGCUGUGA